Staurois parvus is the source of this 1296-nucleotide messenger RNA. The record is from the annotation of a GenBank genome assembly. NCBI's taxonomy places the organism in Eukaryota, Metazoa, Chordata, Amphibia, Anura, Ranidae.
AUGAAUGAACAUCCUAAGAAACGGAAAAGAAAGACUUCUUUUCCAUCUCGGUAUGCAGGACAGACAAGUGCAAAUGCAUCACCAGAUGUUACUGUUCCAAUCAAAACUGUGGAAAACAAUGGAAUAUUUUUUGACCACUGUUACAGUGUGUGUUCUAUACUACAAGUUGACCCUAAAAUUCCAGAAACGGAGGAGGAACAACCUAGUACCAAUGGAGACAGUAGGGAGAAUUGUGAGUCUCCAACAAUAAUUCCUCAGCCAAUCCAUGAAGAUGCAGUAGUAGAAGUCCAUACUGAAGAGCCGGAGUGUGUUCCUUCACCUGUAACAGAAGAAGAAAUAAAGGACAUCCCACUACAAAUACAUGAAAGUCCAGAGAGCAGUCCCUCCUCUAACCUGACAACACCACAAAAAUGGCCACUGCUCAGGGCCAACAGCGCUGGUCUAUUCCGUUGUGACCAGUGUGACUACAACAGCAAAUACUUUUCUGAUCUAAAACAGCAUAUGAUCUUAAAGCAUAAAUGCACAGAGUCUCACCUCUGCAAAGUGUGUAAACAGAGCUUUUCUAGUGAAGACUUGCUCACGGAACAUGAAAAGGUACAUGAAGAGGAUCAACUGAAUUGUAAGCACUGUGACUACAAGACCAGUUCCUACGAGAGUCUCAGUCAGCAUGUGACAGAUGCCCAUUUUAACGACUUUCUUUACUGGUGCGAACAAUGCGAUUUGCAGUUUUGCACGAGUAGUGAACUAUACUUGCACUUUCAGGAGCAUAGUUGUGAUGAACAGUACUUAUGCCAGUUCUGUGAGCACGAGACCAACGAUCCGGAAGAUUUGCACAGUCACGUAGUGAAUGAACACACCUGCCGUCUUAUCGAGUUAAGCGAUGCCUAUAACAAUGGAGCACGUGGAGAAUUCAGUCUCCUAAACAAGAUCAGCUUUGAUAAAUGUAAAAACUUCUUUGUCUGUCAGGUGUGUGGCUUCAGCAGUAGGCUCCACACCAAUGUUAAUAGGCAUGUAGCAAUAGAACACACUCGUUUUUACCCACAUGUCUGUGAUGACUGUGGGAAGGGGUUUUCAGGCAUGUUAGAGUACAGUGAGCAUUUAAACUUGCAUUCAUCAGAAGGUGUUUACCUGUGCCAAUAUUGCGAGUACUCGACAGGGCAGCUGGAGGACCUAAAAACUCACUUAGAUUUUCGGCAUUCUGCAGAUCUGCCCCAUAAGUGCACAAACUGCCUUCUGAGGUUUGCAUCUGAAGAAGAACUUAAAACUCAUCACCAAACACACGAGAAAACAAGUUAG